AUGUCGACUGCCGCUGCUCCCACCGAUGGCCCUUCGCACCAUGGCAGCCGCGCUCACCAGCUGAUCGUUGCUACUGUCGUUGCCAUUGUACUUCCCACCAUCUUCCUCGCUCUGCGCCUGCUCGCCAGACAUGUCCUGCGCAUCCGUCUCUACUUUGACGACUGGCUUAUUAUCAUCGCCUGGAUCGGCCUUGACAUUAGCGGCUCCCUGCUCAUCGAACAUGGCAUGGGUCGCUCCAUUCAGACAGUCAGUGCCUCCGACCUCACCGAGUUCCUCAAGAUUCAGUACACGGGCGUCAUCCAAUACCCCCUCUGUGUCACCUUCACCAAGCUCUCCAUCCUCUACCAAUACCGCCGCUUGUUUCCCAACCACGAUUUCAAACUCAUGACUUCUUUCCUGAUUGCCAUCAUGGUCAUGUGGUGUACUGCAGUCAUGUUUACUGGCAUCUUCAUGUGUACUCCCAUCGACAAGGUCUGGAAUCCCGCUAUCCCGGGCAAGUGCAUCAGUCUGGUGCCUUUUUACUAUGGCAUGCAGAUCCCCAACGUGGUCACUGAUUUGUGUAUCCUCUUGCUGCCUUUCCGCGAGAUUCAGAGACUGGAGUUGCCGAAGAAGCAGAAAUUGGGGGUUGCGGUUACCUGUUUGCUUUGGGUCAUCUCAUUGAUCUUUGGCGUCGUACGUCUAGCCGUCAUGGUACAGCUUACCGACAAGGGUAGCGAUGUCACCUGGAACCUUGUCGCCCCUGCCAUUUGGACGACCAUUGAACCUGCCGUCCAGAUCACCACUGCUUGUCUGCCUUCUCUGCGUGUGCUGUACCGCAAGUACAUGGAUAGCCGCGAGCAAAAGCACAGAUCUGCUGCUACUUCUGCACAGCGUUUGCGUGGCAUGGAAUUGACUUGUCCGCGUGCAGACAGCACGGCCAACGGCUCCAUCACUACCAAAUCUAGCAGAGAACAGCAAGGUAGCGGGGUCGUUGAGAGGGAUGUCUAUGUCUGA
Molecule: messenger RNA, 993 nt
Organism: Aureobasidium uvarum
Lineage: Eukaryota; Fungi; Ascomycota; Dothideomycetes; Dothideales; Saccotheciaceae
Source: the annotation of a GenBank genome assembly